AUGAAGGUCCUUGUCAUCGGAGCGGGGUUAGGCGGACUCGCCUGUGCGAUCGCAUGCAAGCGGGAAGGCCUGGAAGUCGUGGUGCUCGAGAGGGCAAACCGCAUCGUGCCCAUUGGCGCUGGGAUCCAGGCACCGCCCAACGGGACAAGGAUUGCGCGGCAGCUGGGAUAUCUGGACAAGCUGCUGGAGAGGGGUGUCAUCGUUGACGAAAUGGAGCUGAGGCGGUAUGCGAACGGGAAGCAUCUGUUUUCGCUCUCUGCGAAAGAGUGUAUGGAACAGUAUGGAGACCUCUGGAUGGUUUGUCAUCGCGCUGAUUGUCAUGCGGCGUUGUGGGAGACGUGUAUGAGUCUUGGGGUGGAUCUUUGUCUGGACAUGGAUGUUGAGAGGAUUGAUUUCGAUACCAAUACGGUGUGGCUCGAGGAUGGAGAUGACAUUUCCGGGGACGUGAUCAUUGGCGCCGAUGGUCUGUACUCAAUAUGCCGCAAUCAGCUGCUUGGAACGGCAUCACCAGCAGUUGAGACGGGGGAUCUUGCGUACCGAGCGUCAUUUCCCGCAGAGCAGCUCAAGACACUCAACGACGGAGCCGUAGAUGAGCUGUGUUCUCGAAAGCAGGUGACAGUGUGGUUGGGACCCCAAAAGCAUACAGUGUUCUACCCUGUCAGGGGCGGGAAAGAAUUCAACUUGGUCUUGAUCAGACCCGACAACAUGGCGCCCGGAGAAAGGCACAUUGAGGGGGACGUUGGUGAGAUGAGACAGAGCUAUGAGGGUUGGGAUGAGACGUUGACCAAGCUGAUAUCUUGCAUACCAAGAGUUAAGAAAUGGAAGCUGUGCACGCAUCCUGAAUUGAAGACUUGGACAAAGGGCUGUGUCGCUCUGCUGGGAGACUCCUGUCAUCCGAGUCUUCCAUACCAGGCACAAGGGGCAGCCAUGGCUGUCGAAGACGGUGCAGUCCUUGGCAAGCUCUUGGGCUUGCUCAAUAACUCUUCGAAUGGAACCGCGCCGGCGGAGUUGAUUCCGGAGGUGCUCCAGCUCUAUGAGACACUGCGCAAGUCGCGGACGACCGUGAAUGUUCAAGGCGCAAGGUCGAACCAGAAGUGGUAUCAAAUACCGGACGGGCCCGAGCAGGAAGCGCGAGAUGCGGAGAUGGCAGGUGCCAAGUUAGCAGACGGGCUGUCACCCACGGGCUGGAGGUGGAUUGACCCGGAAUAUCAGAAAGAGCUGCUCGGUCAUGACGUCGUUGCUGAGGCUGUCAAGGCGUUUGGAGAGUGGAAGACGGCUAGAGCAUGA
Colletotrichum gloeosporioides is the source of this 1287-nucleotide messenger RNA. RefSeq names its product FAD-dependent monooxygenase OpS4. The transcript has 5 exons. The coding region runs from base 1 to 1287 and encodes 428 amino acids. Gene Ontology annotation, molecular function: monooxygenase activity; FAD binding. Lineage: Eukaryota; Fungi; Ascomycota; Sordariomycetes; Glomerellales; Glomerellaceae. Gene Ontology annotation, biological process: secondary metabolite biosynthetic process. The record is from RefSeq and is a predicted model, not a curated record.